Sporothrix schenckii 1099-18 is the source of this 1638-nucleotide messenger RNA. RefSeq names its product Ran exchange factor Prp20/Pim1. NCBI's taxonomy places the organism in Eukaryota, Fungi, Ascomycota, Sordariomycetes, Ophiostomatales, Ophiostomataceae. The transcript is spliced from 2 exons. The record is from RefSeq and is a predicted model, not a curated record. Gene Ontology annotation, cellular component: cytoplasm. Gene Ontology annotation, molecular function: guanyl-nucleotide exchange factor activity. The coding region runs from base 1 to 1638 and encodes 545 amino acids.
AUGGCCCGACCCUCACAGAAGCGUCGCAUUGUUUCGAAAGAUGGCCCAGUCAAACGCAUACGGGCUGCGAACGCUACGAGAAGGGCACAGCCCGUCAAAACGAACAAACAGAGAACGCCAACUGCACGACGAAGAGCGCAAAGAGCCCCCCUAGCUCCCCCUCCCCCGUUAAACACCGCACCCACAACGGUGCUCGAUGUGUUUGUCUUUGGAACUGGCGACGCCGGCGAGCUGGGCUUGGGUCCGGAGAUUGCAGAGGCGACGCGGCCACGGCUCAACCCGUUUCUCAGCGCGACGUCUACACCGGCGGCAGGCACCACGUCAUUUGACGUCGUGCAGCUCGCUUGCGGCGCCAUGCACUCGGUGGCGCUGACGCGCGACAACCGGAUCGUGACGUGGGGCGUCAACGACGGCGGCGCGCUCGGCCGAAACACAGACUGGAAGGGCGGGAUGACAGAGCUCAACGAGGGCGACAGUGACAGCGAGAGCGACUCUUCUCAAGGGGCAUCGCUGAACCCCCAUGAGUCCACACCGACGGCCAUUGAUCCGAGCAGCUUCCCUGCGGGCACCGUCUUUACGCAGGUGGCGGCGGGCGACAGCUGCAGCUUUGCGCUGACCGACACGGGGCUUGUCGGUGAGAAACAGCGCGUGCCGGUGCGCAUCCCCGGACUGCAGGGCAUUACGCAGAUCGUGGCCGGUGCAAACCACGCGCUCGCCCUGCAGGGCCGCGCAGGCGGGCCGCGCCAGACACGGGCAAGAAUAGGAACAGGAGCAGGAACAGGAACAGGGGCAAGAACCUCUGUCCACGUUUGGGCGUGGGGAAGCAAUGACGUGGACCAGCUUGGCCGCCGCCUCGUGCCCCGCCGCCGCCCCCUGUACAGGGACGAUGUGGUUCUCAAUGCCGCUACGGAGCCGGUCCUGGUCGAGAUGCCCGGCCGGGCCGCCGAGGACAUCGCCCUGGUGGCCACGGGCGAGUACCACACCUUUGCCGUCGGCGCGAGCGGUCGCGUGUGGGCCUGGGGCCUCAACACAUUUGGCGAGACGGGCGCGGCCCCGGACGAGCUGCGACGCCGCGGUGCCGACGCCUCACCAACCAUACCAGGGCCGACGCAGGUCGCCGCGCUGGCGGGCGAGCGCGUCGUGGCCCUCGCUGGCGGCGGCCACCACUCGACCGCGGUCACGACCGACGGCCGUUGUCUGGUCUGGGGCCGCAUCGACGCUGGGCAGCUGGGUAUAGCCCUCGACGAGCUGGCAGCGGCCGACGCCGCCGCGCGAGACCCAGCCCACCGACGGCUCCUGCGCGACGAACGCGGCCGGUCACGCGCUUGUCUCUUGCCCGCCACCGUCAACCUCAAUCUCGGCACGGACGCGGCCACAGCCACAGCCACGGACACGGCAGCAGUCGCCGUUGCCUGCGGCACGGACCACACGAUCAUCGUGACUGCGGCCAGCCCGCACGGUGUCUUUGGUGCCGGCUACAACGGCCAAGCGCAGCUGGGCAUUGGCGGCGGCGAGGACGAUGACGAUGACGUGCCCGUGGCCACGUGCCUCCGCAGCAAAACGCUGCGUGACCGGCGCUUGACUUGGGCCGGUGCUGGCGCUCAAUAUUCCAUGGUGGCGGGGCCUCGGCCGGGGUAA